ACGGUUUAGUGGUGAACCGGAUUGCUCAUCCCUGUAUAUAUACGCAUGCACAGUGCUAGGGAUUGGAAAUCCAGUUGAAAAAUUCCUGAAUUAAGAAUACCAGUUCAAUUGCUCGAAAGAUUACUCUCCUCUUCAUCAGGACUGAUGCCAAGCUGGACCAGAGAUAUUGUGGCUGAGAUCUGCUGAUUACAAGUUUCACAGACCAUUUAUAUCAAGUUUACAUUUUGACUUUUGAGCAUAGUUUGUAACAAGAUACAAUUCCAGAUUGAAAAAUUGUCCUGUAAUUUUGUAAAUAACGCAACAUUCUGGUAUUAGUAUAUUGAUUUCAUCAACUUUGGCUGCCAUUUGAUGUUCUGAAUUGAAUUGAGACUUGUUUUGCAUUUCUCCUCUUGUUUCCUCCUUUAAAUAUAUAAUUGCACUUUGUGGGGAAUUUGUAGAUUUCAGUCGGUUAUAUUUGGGGAAAGAGAAAGACUUGAACUUUUUGAUUCUGGUUGCUUGAUCACCUGAAUUCUGGGAAACUCUGCCUGCGCUGUCAACAUGGAGAGCUUAGCACAACUGGAAGCGUUGUGCGAAAGGCUUUACAAUUCACAGGACUCUGCUGAACGAGCUAGUGCAGAAAAUACUUUGAAAUGCUUUUCAGUGAACACUGAUUACAUUUCGCAAUGUCAAUACAUUCUGGACAAUGCUUUGACUCCAUAUGCUUUGAUGCUGGCUAGUUCAAGCUUGUUGAAGCAAGUGACAGAGCAGCGCCUCCCUUUGCAGCUACGACUUGAUAUUCGAAACUAUCUCACAAACUAUCUGGCCACCAGAGGACCUGACUUGGAGCCUUUUGUAAUUGGAUCCUUAAUUCAACUCUUUUGUCGAGUUAUAAAGUUUGGGUGGUUUGAUGAUGACAGCUUCAGGGAGGUGGUCAAAGAGUCAAUGAACUUCUUGAAUCAGCAGGCAACAUUUCACUAUGCCAUUGGCUUGAAGAUUUUAAAUCAGCUCAUUAGUGAAAUGAAUCAGCCAAAUCCAGGAUUACCUUCUACCCAUCAUCGCAGGGUGGCUUGCUCCUUCAGGGAUCAAUCACUUCUCCAAAUAUUCCGAAUAUCUCUGACUUCACUGUGUCAACUUAAAAAUGAUGUUGGAAGCAAGUUACAAGAACUGGCUCUUUCAUUAUCCCUCAAAUGUUUAUCAUUUGAUUUUGUGGGGACAUCAUUUGAUGAAAGUUCAGAUGAUUUUGGCUCUGUUCAGAUUCCAUCUUCCUGGAAGCCAGUUAUUGAAGAUCCGUCGACACUGCAGAUCUUUUUCGAUUACUAUGCUAUCACUAAACCCCUUCUAUCUAGGGAGGCUUUGGAGUGCUUGGUACGGCUGGCUUCUGUGAGAAGAUCACUGUUCACAAAUGAUACAACGCGCCUUAAAUAUUUAGCUCACUUAAUGACAGGAACUAAAGAAAUUAUGGAAACGGGGAAAGGUCUUGCUGAUCAUGAUAAUUAUCACGAGUUUUGCCGUCUUCUUGGGCGCUUUAAAGUGAAUUACCAGUUGUCAGAGCUUGUCAACAUGGAGGGCUACAGUAGUUGGAUAAGCUUAGUAACGGAGUUCACAUUGAAGUCUCUACAGUCAUGGCAGUGGGCAAGCAGUAGUGUCUACUACCUUCUUGGGCUAUGGUCUAGAUUGGUGACUUCUGUACCAUAUUUGAAGGGCAAUGCACCAAACCUACUAAACGAAUUUGUGCCUAAGAUCAUAGAACAUUUUAUCUCAUCAAAAUUUGAUUCUAUUCAGGCUGGAUUAUCGGAUGAUCUCUCAGAGGACCCACUUGACAAUGUUGAACUUCUUCAGGAUCAGCUUGAAUGCAUUCCUUACCUUUGCAGAUUUCAGUAUGAGAUCUGUAGCACAUAUAUAAUGCAGAUUACUGAUCCUAUUUUGCAAAUGUAUAUGGAAGCAGUCAACCUCCCAGCCCUCUCAGAUAAUAGUGAACUUCUUGUUAUUGAAGCCAAACUUUCUUGGAUAGUGCAUAUAAUUGCAGCUAUUCUUAAGACAAAGCAAUUUAGUGGUGUAAGUGCGGAAUCAUAUGAAAUACGUGAUGCAGAACUUUCAGCACGUGUGUUGCGCUUGAUAAAUGUGACUGAUAGUGGAUUACAUAGUCAGAGAUAUGGCGAAGUAACCAAGCAAAGACUUGAUCUUGCUGUUCUGGUCUUCUUUCAACAUUUUAGAAAGUCUUAUGUGGGAGAUCAAGCAAUGCAUUCUUCUAAGCAGUUAUAUACCCGAUUAUCUGAGCUUCUUGGACUUCAUGAUCAUCUGCUCAUAUUGAAUGUUAUUGUUGGAAAGAUUGCUACAAACCUGAAGUGCUAUGCGGAGAGUGAAGAGGUAAUCAAUCACACUUUAAGUCUCUUUUCGGAAAUGGCAACUGGAUACAUGACGGGAAAGCUGCUUUUGAAGUUGGAUACUAUUCAGUACAUUAUUUCACAUCAUAAUAGGGAGCACUUCCAUUUUUUAGAGAAUUACAGUUGUUCUCGUUGCAGAACAACCUUCUAUUACACUAUUGGCUUGUUGAUCUUCAUGGAAGAUAACCUCUUGAAAUUUAAAUCUUCAAUGGAUCCUCUUCUGCAGGUUUUUGUCAGUUUGGAAUCAAUGCCUGAUGCAAUAUUUCGCACGGACGCUGUUAAAUAUGCAUUAAUAGGAUUGAUGCGGGAUCUCAGAGGAAUCACAAUGGCCACAAAUAGUCGCCGAACAUAUGGUUUCCUCUUCGAUUGGCUGUAUCCAGCUCGCAUGCCGCUUCUUCUGAAAGCAAUCACACAUUGGACUGAUACACCAGAGGUAACAACUCCACUUUUGAAAUUCAUGGCAGAGUUCGUUUUGAACAAGUCCCAACGAUUGACUUUUGAUUCGUCAUCUCCUAAUGGCAUAUUGCUUUUCCGAGAAGUCAGCAAAUUAAUAGUAGCAUAUGGGUCAAGAAUUUUGUCUCUUCCCAAUCGGGCAGAUAUGUACACAUUCAAGUACAAGGGAAUAUGGAUUUUGUUGUCUAUCCUUUCAAGAGCACUUGCCGGUAAUUAUGUCAACUUUGGUGUGUUUGAGCUGUAUGGUGAUAGAGCACUUUCAGAUGCUCUUGAUAUUGCCUUGAAGCUGAUAUUAUCAAUUCCUUUGGUGGAUAUACUGGCAUAUCGGAAGGUACAAUUUUGGGGUGCAAGUGUAUGUGUAAAACUGUUGAUUUUGGAAUUCUAGUUGGAUAUGUUUCUAAUAACUUAACUUAA
Messenger RNA from Camellia sinensis, 3230 nucleotides. The record is from RefSeq and is a predicted model, not a curated record. NCBI's taxonomy places the organism in Eukaryota, Viridiplantae, Streptophyta, Magnoliopsida, Ericales, Theaceae.